CCCACUGUAACGGAAGUUGCGCAAUAAUCAAUCCUACUCUCUCUCUCUCUCAGUAUCCCUAAAAAUGGGGAACGGACAAAUGGCGCGUGAAUUGACGGAUCUUGACCACGUUAUAAGUCUGUGGGAAGCAGCCAAUGGUGUCAUAUCCAUCUCGGGAAUAUAGAGAGGUUUGAAUUGCACACUUAAAAUUUCUUUCUUUGGAAAGAGAGCAGCUUCGUCCAUUUCUAUGGAAUGAAAUUUCAUUGCAACUCUCGUAGGCCGAUGAUUCAUAAUUAAGUCCACUCAAAUAGUAUCUCGUUUUCUCUCAAUCGGACGGGAAACUGGUUAGUUUGAUUAGUCAGCUGGGCUGGGUUACUGAAGAAUUGUUUUCUGGAAAAAUGCCGUGUCAUGAGAUACAAUCGUGGACGCUUAGUAGGCUAGUGGGUGCAUUUCUUGAUCUCUCCAUUGCGUAUCUUCUCCUCUGUGCAUCAACUCUCGCUUAUUCUGCCUCAAAAUUUCUGGGUAUGUUUGGAUUGUCUCUGCCAUGCCCUUGCAAUGGACUUUUUGGUGACCCCAAUAGUGAUAAUUGUUGGCAAACAGCUCUUGUAGACUGUCAAUCAGAGAAGAUAUCAUCUGUUCAAUUCUCUGUUAAGAGCAAGUUCCCUUUUGAUUCAAUAUGGGACAAAAACCUGUAUCAGACAAAUUGUGAAAAUACAAUUUUUGGAUUAGAUGAUGAAGCAUCGUCUGGCUCAUUUCAUGAGAGGAGUGAAGAAGUGUUUGUUGGGAGUAGUGUAAUGUAUGCAAGGGAUGUGAAAGAGAGGUUUGAUAAGGAGAAGGGGUGUUUGAGUCAGAAGGUUAGACUUGCUCUUGGGCGUCGUAGGAAAGGUUCUACUGAAAUUGGGAGGUCAUCUUCUUCUUCAUCAUACGAUCCUUUUAGGUGGGAUGCACAAGCUCUUCGUCAGUCUCCUGCCAGUGCCAGUAAAAUGAUGAAUGCGAGUGAUGAAGGCAGCAUGGUACCUGAUAGUUCUGGUGGUAAUAUCCUAAAUUAUGGCAGGGACUCUUCAGUGGAAUUGCGUUUGUUGGGGAGAAAGUCCCCUGAUUUUGAAUCAAAUGAACCUAUAAAUGAAAUUAAACCAACGGAGAAGGUUACAUCACCUGAAGAUGAGUUGAAAUUUAAUGCACAAGGGGAGCUUCCCUUUGGUCCUGAUGAAAACAAUGCAAUUAGAGUAUUGGAACAAGCACUUGCAGCAGAGCAUGCAGCUCGUGCUGCUUUGUACCUUGAACUUGAGAAAGAGAGGAGUUCUGCUGCUACUGCCGCAGAGGAGGCCAUGGCAAUGAUUCUGCGUCUACAAGAGGAGAAGGCAUCAAUCGAAAUGGAAGCUAGGCAACACCAGAGGAUGAUAGAAGCAAAAUCUGCUUAUGAUUUUGAAGAAAUGAACAUUCUUAAAGAGAUCCUACUAAGGAGGGAAAGGGAAAAGUAUGUCUUGGAAAAGGAAGUUGAAACCUACAGACAAGUGAUUUUUGGAAGUAAGCAGCUGCAUUAUGUGCAUUAUGAUCCACAAGGCACAGGAACCUCACACGGAAAAGGGGCUUAUUCGUUGCAAUAUUCAGGUGAGGAUCCGUUGCAGAUGCUGCAGAGAAUUGGUGAAUCCAUUUGUGAGAAGGAAAAUGUGGAUCAUACUCUAGUCUUUGGGAAAGAGUUACCAAUCCCAAAGUUGGAUGAAGUAUUUCCUCAGGAAAGAGAUAUGCAAUUACAAUUUGACUUAUCAACUGCAGAAGGAUAUAAUUUGCAUGAGAAAACUGUUGCCCCUCUUGGGGAAGUACAGAAACAAAGUGAUGUCAUUAUUACAAGUGAAGGAUUGGCAUCAAAGGCAAUUCAGACUUGCAAUGAAACUGAGAAUAGUUUUCCGUAUAAUUCUGAUGAUUCAGAGAAGCACGACCAAGAUUCAUGCAAUGCAAUGGUAAACAUGGAUGCUCAUGUUCAUGAUGUUUAUAUGAUUGGUGAUAAAUUUAAUAUGCCUGGUGAAUUCAGAGGAAUUGGAAUUGAAAAACUGUUAGUAAAUGCCAUCUUAGACAUCCCAAAAUCAUGUGAUAGUCGAGCAAUUACCAGUUCACAAACUAAGCAGGGCAUCAGCAGAAGCUACUCAGACAUAACUAGUGGAAUGCCACGUGUGGGUUGCUCGCAAAAAAAACCCUUGGUUUCUGUUUUUAAGAGAAAUUCCAUGUCUGCAGUUGAUUAUGAGAGGUUGAGAAUUGACAAUGAAGUUGGAAGGCUAUGGGAAAGGCUAAGGGUUGUACAAGAGGGUAGAGGGAAGCUCAAUGUAUCUAUGGAGCACAUGGGAAAAGAAAAUAUUCAGUUGCAACUUUUGGAGAAUAUCAUGAGCCAGCUUCGAGAGAUUCUACAAUUAAAUGAACUUGGAAAGGCUGUUCGCCAGGUUUCAUUGCCUCCUUCAUCUUGUAAGAUUAUGUCCAAGAAAAGGCGCUGGCAAAGUGUUUCUUUAGAAGUGCAUAAAAGCAUUUAGACGGUGGUGGAGAUCUUGAAGCUAAUUAUGGUACUCUCUGGACAAAUGAGCUCUUGUAAGAAGAAAUGACUUGUAGUUACUUUGGACAGAACUGCCAGAAGGGAUUAUAUGCAACAGCUGACAGUAGAUGCAGAGCAAUUGCACUGUUCUCACUGUAGAAAUGCAGUUCUGUAUCACUAUCAGCCAUGUAGCUACUGCUUGAGAUAUUUUGAUAACAGGUCAAGUACCACUUGAGAAGUAAAUUUCUACCAUAAAGUAGAGAGUUUUUUCUCCAUAAUUUUUAGGUUCAAUCUGUUGGAUUGCAGUUGAAUAAUGACGAAUUGCUUUGUGUGUUUUGUUUGAAUUUUUGAGGGAAGUUGAAUCUGGCCUGGAAAUUUACUUGCCAUA
Molecule: messenger RNA, 2888 nt
Organism: Hevea brasiliensis (rubber tree)
Lineage: Eukaryota; Viridiplantae; Streptophyta; Magnoliopsida; Malpighiales; Euphorbiaceae
Exons: 4
Coding region: 378-2501 (707 amino acids)
Source: RefSeq, a predicted model, not a curated record